UAAACCCCACCGAAGAAGAACACGUGACGUUCUGCGCAUGCGGGGUCAGAGUUGACAGUGGAGGAGUGCGGUAGCUAAGCUAACAGUUAGCAACAUACAUGUGGAGGGUACGACAGGAGGAAACACCAACUCUGUCAAAAUUCCUCUACCCGAACUGUAAACUACUCAGAACUUCAACCACAUUGAAACUAAAGAAUAACAGUAGUUUACAAUGAAAGGUAGCCGGAUAGAGCUGGGGGAUGUUACGCCCCACAACAUCAAACAGUUGAAACGCCUCAACCAGGUCAUCUUUCCCGUCAGCUACAAUGACAAGUUCUACAAGGACGUGCUCGAAGUGGGAGAGCUCGCCAAGCUAGCAUACUUCAAUGACAUUGCAGUGGGGGCAGUGUGCUGCAGAGUGGACCACUCUCAGAACCAGAAGAGACUGUAUAUCAUGACACUGGGCUGCCUAGCGCCCUACCGCAGGUUAGGCAUAGGAACAAAGAUGCUGAACCAUGUGUUAAACAUCUGCGAGAAGGAUGGCACCUUUGACAACAUUUACCUUCACGUGCAGAUCAGCAACGAGUCGGCCAUCGACUUCUACCAGAAGUUUGGCUUUGAGAUCAUCGAGACGAAAAAGAACUACUACAAGAGGAUAGAGCCUGCAGACGCCCACGUGCUUCAGAAGAGCCUGCGCAGCCCGUGUGCGCCCCCUGGGGAAGAGCUGCAGAAGACCGAGUAGGGGCUGCAGCCUCUGGAAAGAGCAUGGUCGUGCCCCCCUCCCCCAGAAACAGAACUGUGACAGAUGCUUAUGGGUCGACACAUUCACCACUUUCUUCAAAGGAUGUUAAAAAGAAAAACAAAAAAUCUAAGUUUAAAAAAACAAAACAUGGCAUUUUUAUUUAGCAAAAAAAGUCCCAAUAAAAGAUUUUUAAAAACUAAUCUAUGGGUUCAGAAUCCAAGAGUUCUCAGAAAAGCUGCAGACUUAGGACAGUUUAGAAAUGUUGGGGGGGGUUCUGUGUUUGCCAAUCAUACUUUUUGUGUUUGAGUUUUUAAAAGCGGUUAUAAAGGUAAGGGGACAUAUCUUUGGUGUCUGGACAAAAAAAAACAAUAGAACUGAAUAGGAAAAAAAUGUACGGUAAGAGACUAUCGUUGACGAAGGAAGUUCCCAACUGGCAACAUUAUUGAUGCUUUGAGUCGUCAUGGUGACUCCUUCAUAACACUGAACUCCAGCCCAUCACCACCCAAGCCCAGGAACUUAUGGGAAGUUUUUACUGGUGGGUGAGACUUCCUGUUUCUUCUUCUGGCAAUAUGCGAAGUGUGAGCCUUGCAUAGGGGAUGCAGUUCUUCUUCGUGACGUCAAAGCUCUGACGCCACUCCGGAGGGGGAAAGGAGAAAUGAGAGCCCUCGUAGAAUGGGCAUGAGGCUUGAUGAACAGUUUCAAGGUGGGAACAUUUGGGGAAGUGGAUUCUCCUUUUGUUUCUGAAUGGUUGUUUCUCAACCCAUCUUUAAUUCUCUCUUCAGCUCUUUUUUUUUUCUUAAAUGCCAACUGGCUCAGGGCUUCUCCUGGGCUUGCCACAGAUGCUGUGUGAGAGUGUUCAGGAAACCCUCAGAGUUCGGGGUGUGAGAUGGGCAAAGAUGUAUGAGAUCAAAGGAUAUACCUCGUGUCUUAAGAUGAGGAUGUUGAUGUUUUUGUCAAAGUACAAAGAUGGAACAAGACAUCCAGUAGGGGGGGGGGGGGGGGGGGGGGGUGUACCCAGUCUUUAUUUACAAUAAUUGUGGCACCAAUCUACUGUAUCUCCAUUUCAGGACUAGAGCAGUUCAAUUGACUGGCUAAGAUGGAGAGCUCUCUGCCUUGGUGGAGUGCAUGAAUGAGUUUGUUGUGGAUGCUUCUGUUUAGAUUGGCACUUUAUAGUUCGCCUGACUACUGUCUGGUACCGAGACUAACCUUUUAGUAGGAGGUUGUAACCAAGUCAACUAGAUUUCUCCAUUAACCUUUCUGUGCGCUUCACUCAUGACCAUCUAUUCAACAUUGCGGGAAGGUUGCAUGUUGGUUUGGGAGUUUCCUCUGUGGGCCCCUCAGAACAGGACCAGAAGCCCAGGAGAAACCUUGCCGACUGCAUGCUGGGAAAGUAGUCCUCCUCCACUGUUGUAAAAGCAUGUUUUGUUUUCUUUGAAGAAUUUUAUAUUUUCUGGAGCUCUAUAUUGUAAGACUUUUUAACCACCUAAAUAAAAAUAAAUACUAUUUGCAUUGUG
Messenger RNA from Oncorhynchus kisutch (coho salmon), 2235 nucleotides. Its product is annotated as N-alpha-acetyltransferase 50-like. Bases 212 to 721 code for a protein of 169 amino acids. The transcript has 5 exons. Gene Ontology annotation, biological process: mitotic sister chromatid cohesion. The record is from RefSeq and is a predicted model, not a curated record. Gene Ontology annotation, cellular component: NatA complex. Gene Ontology annotation, molecular function: acyltransferase activity, transferring groups other than amino-acyl groups. Lineage: Eukaryota; Metazoa; Chordata; Actinopteri; Salmoniformes; Salmonidae.